UCAUGCUUUUCAGUGGUUUACUGAAAUAUAAUGGUAGAUUAUAUCCUGGUAAACCCACAGUGAAAUUUAUCAAAAUAUAAUUUUCACUGUGCCGGACUACUUUCUUCCCCCAAUUGGACACCUCUCUAUGUACAUGUAUAUACAUGAGGUGACAGGUUGGUUGUAGUAGCUUCCCUUUGUUUACAUGUUUGUAACAACAACAACAACACCUGUCAAAUCUGACGUCUGCUUUAGUAUACAAUCAAGAUGUCUGUAGAAGAACUGGAUCCAGAGGUCUUGAAUGACAUUUUCACAAAUUUCUUUGACCAGGAGGAAUAUGGAGACUUUCAGGUUGCAGACAGGAACUUUAGACAAGUAGAUGCUGACCAGUUUCUUAAAGAAAAUGAAAAUAAAAAUACCCAAAAGAAGACAGAGAGUGACAUGAAGUUAUUCUUCUCUUUUCUGAUGUCAAAAAAUGAAAUGAGAAAACCAGAAUACAUUCCCCCAUAUCAGCUUAAUUCAUUACUGUGUGAAUUUAUCUUGGGUGUUACCAAGAAAGAUGGCAGGGAAUAUGAGCCUACAACUUUGCGGGGCUUUAUAAGCUCUGUUGACAGAUAUCUAAAAGCAAGUGACAGCAAUGUUGCCAUAUUCAAGGACAGAGAAUUUUCCAAAACACGAGCUGUCCUUUCAAGAAAACAGCAACAGCUGAAAGGCCAGGGACUUGGCAAUAAGCCGAGAGCUGCAGAAACCAUGACAGAGUCUAUCAUUGACCAGAUGCAUGAAGCCAGGACACUAGGUGACUACACUCCAAGGUCUUUGUUACACUCCAUGUGGUUUGUAUGCACAAACCAUUUUGGAAUGCGGACAGGCAAAGAAUGCCGUGAUCUCUGCUGGGGAGAUAUUCAUCUUAGAAUGGACGAAACUUCUGGUGAGGAGUAUCUUAUAUAUGACCAAGAGAGACAAACCAAAACCAGAUCUGGUUCAAAUCCUCGGGACAUUAGAGGUACAAAACCCAAAGCCUAUGCCACUGCUGACGCCCAGAGAGAUCCUGUACAUCUGUACAAGCUGUACAGCCAGAAACGACCGGACGAAAUGUGCAAACCUGACAGCCCAUUCUUCCUUACACCAAAUGAUAAACCACAGAGAUGCUGGUUCAAAAAACCCCACUUGGAAUAAAUAAACUUUACAACAUUA
Messenger RNA from Mercenaria mercenaria, 1173 nucleotides. RefSeq lists its product as uncharacterized. NCBI's taxonomy places the organism in Eukaryota, Metazoa, Mollusca, Bivalvia, Venerida, Veneridae. Bases 247 to 1155 code for a protein of 302 amino acids. The transcript is spliced from 2 exons. The record is from RefSeq and is a predicted model, not a curated record.